Callorhinus ursinus (northern fur seal) is the source of this 1165-nucleotide messenger RNA. Its product is annotated as small integral membrane protein 24-like. The record is from RefSeq and is a predicted model, not a curated record. NCBI's taxonomy places the organism in Eukaryota, Metazoa, Chordata, Mammalia, Carnivora, Otariidae.
GUGGGUCCCCAGGGAUCUGGGAGCCAGGAUGAGGCAGUUUAAGCCGGUGGUGGGGGAGAUCUGGGUUCAGAUCCCGGCUCCAGCUCUUUGUGCGUGACCUGUGUGCUCCUGGCCUCCUUGGGCUUCUCUGAAAAUGGAGACAGAAACAUUCUGUGGGGUGUUCAGAGAAGGAGACACAGUGAUGCCUGGCAGCCCUGAGCCCAGGCCCAUCUUGGCCUGGCCGCUGCGGCACGGAGCCUGGGGCACCUGGAGGCUGGGUCCUGGGGUAGGGCACGGGGUCGGGGGGCUGGACUCCCCGUGUUAAUUGUUAUACCAGGUCCAGAGUCUGAUCUCCGGGUCUGGACCAGCCCCGCCCCUAGGCCCGCCUGCCACUAUAUCAGGGGCUGGGCAGGGCCUCACCCAGCUGACCUUGACUGUGCACCGCUGCUGGCUCUUCCAUGACCAUGGAGACCCUGGAGACCCUUCUCCUGCUCAGCGCCCUGCUCCUGUCACCUGCAGAGGCUCAGCGGGCCUCGCAGGAUCGCCCGAAGCCCUGGCUGGUGGGCCUGGCUGCCGUCGUGGGAUUCCUGUUUGUUGUCUUCAUCCUCAUGCUGGUCAACCGCGUCUGGUGCUCCGAAGCGAGAGCUGAGGACGAGGAGUCCGCAUUCAGAAUGGAGUCCAACCCGCAUCAGGACCUGAGUGAAGAAGGCGAGAGGAAGAGGCAAGGGGACAUAAAGGGCAAGAAGUCUGAGGAAGAAGGAGAGAGAAACCUGGGGCUGGAGCUGGAGGAGACAGAGGAGUCCGGAGGUAGAGGGAAAGUCGCGAACACAGCCAUGUGAAGCCUCGACACCGACUUCCUCCAGGCAGCCGCCCAGAGAUGCCCCUUUCACAUCGUGUAAGCGAUGAUCUGGACGUGAAGCCACCAGAAUAACUCCGUGCAGAGCCGAGAAUACCGCACGAAGAGGUGUGGACUUGCCCCGCCCCACAGGGAGUGGGGCAGGUGUGCCCUGUGUGCUGCGUCCGUGGGCUUUAUGCACCCUCCUUCCUGACUUGACUGCCUAGUGAUUCUUCUUGCACUAGGAGCGCGUUCUUGGUUGUGGAGAAACCCCCCCAGCCCUCACCAUCUCAUGGCUCCACCUACUUCUACCCACCGCCUGAUUUCUUUUCCCUCUCCCUGAUAUCUGUU